Salvelinus sp. IW2-2015 is the source of this 1902-nucleotide messenger RNA. NCBI's taxonomy places the organism in Eukaryota, Metazoa, Chordata, Actinopteri, Salmoniformes, Salmonidae. The record is from RefSeq and is a predicted model, not a curated record.
UCAGGGUGCCAGAGGGGGGACGCAGAACCAAGUAGAACCCCACGGAAGCGCUCAGAACUCCGCAGGAGUGUACGGAACCGGUGUCCUGGAGGAGGCAGCUGUGGGACGGACCGGGGGCGUCACGUGGCACUGCUCUGCCUGACUCCCACCCAGACCUCACCCCUCAGAGGGCCCUCUCAGUCUGCCUGCUGGGGAGAAGAGCAGGCCUUCAAUCUCAGUGGGAAGGAGGAGCAGUGCUCUGUGUUUAUUUGUGUUUUCAUUAAGCUGUGUUUUUUCAGGAUACCUGGACAGUGGAUGUGAUUUAGACAAUGUGUUUUGCAGUGAGACUGCAUGGAGAAUGUAGAUGACCUUGUUUUACCUGUAAAGAACCAUAGGACAUCUGAUCUGCAGUGACCAGCAGGCUGGAAAACAACUGAUCACACCUGGCCUUUGGACUACAGAAGCGCCUCUGAGACAGUACUGUUGGUGUGGGUGUUGUUGUGUGGGUAUGAAGACACUGGACAGCCGGUCAUUUUAACAGGGAUCAUGUACACUGUCAUCAGGGCUGAUCUGAGACAUCAGCUGUCACACUGAUAUAAGAUGACUACAAAUCAACAGAAGACUACACAUUCAACCAAACUCCUCUGGAAACUGGAGCCCUGUCUUUAACUUAAAUGUUUUCCCGUCUCCUCAGUGACAGUCAGUGCUAUUUGAUUUAACGUAUCUCCAGUCCAGUUGGCUCCUCAUUUCACGCACCUCGGUAGUGCCAAGUCAACUAGUUUCUCAUCACCAUGGUGAUGUCCCAGGGCACAUACACAUUCCUGGCCUGCUUUGCUGGGUUCUGGCUGGUGUGGGCUCUCAUCGUCAUGCUGUGCUGCUUCUGUAGCUUCGUCCAGCGGCGUCUGAAGAAGAGGAGGGAGGAGAGUCUGAGGGAGCAGUGUCUGAGGGCCUUGGAGAUGGAGCCAUUGGAGUGCCUGGGCCCAGGGGGGUUGGGAAGGGAACCCCCCACCAGAGAGCUCCUCCAUUUCUGCCCCCCGCUGACCCUCUCCCCUCCAAUGCACAUUCUUCACUCCCUCCCACAGGGCAGCUGGGCCUCCCCUCAAGAGACUGACGUGUUUGGAAAGCCCCCCUGCUAUGAGGAGGCUGUUCUGAUGGAGGACCCCCCUCCUCCCUACUGUGAGGUGCUGGCUGACAGCCGGGGGGGCACAAACAUCAAGCCCUCCUCCCGGACCUCCAGGCUGGAGCAGCAGGAGACUGAGACCUCCAAGACUCUUCCGGUCACAGUGUUCUCAGAGCGGGGCUACUCCUCCCUGAUCCGCCUGCCCACUGCCCGACGCUGGGACUCCCUGGGGCACCUGCUGUCUACCAUGGACCUCAACCACAACACCCUCCCCACGGAGCCCCUCUCCCUGCAGGCCCAGGCCACUACAACCAUGCCCCGCGAGGGCCGGACUCACACACAGCCAGAGCUGGGGCUGAGAAGUAUCCAGGGGCUCAGGCGGCUAGAGCAGAGCUGUGGCCUGCCCACGUCCUUCCCUCUGCUGGGUCGCAGCACGGCUGUGUAAGCCUGAAUAAUCCUCCUGGAGGUGGGGGUGAGGCUGAAGCUAAGGACGCUGGGUUGAGGUGGAGAGGCGUUGAGUUGGGUUUGAGGAGGGGCGUCUGGUUUGUAGAGUUGGACUGAUGGAAUGGGUAGAGGAGGAAAAACACCUUUCAGACUCCCAGCAGCCAGAGGUGUUGUUCUCUGCAGUGAGAUGAGGACAACCUUUCAAAAGAUGACYUAUCUGCCUUCCCCUCAUCAUCCCUCUUUUAUCUGGCUUCGUCUCCCUCCAUAUCUGUCUCUAUUCUCCAUGGCUCGCAGUCUGAUGCAGAGUAGCUAUUACACCGAGUGUACAAAACAUUCGGAACAUAUUCCUAAUAUUGAGU